AUGGCCGCAGCUGCCUGCGGCAUCAAGGCCAUGGCCCUCUUUAAGCGGACCUUGGUACUCAGCCCGGCCGCUGCGCCCCGGUGCGCGGGCACCGGCAUCCCCCCGCGCUGCUGCCCCUUGCCUCCUGCUGCCUGGCCCUGCAAGGACUGGCUGCGGGGCUCCGAGGGCGUCUGCAGCAGGCUGCGGAGCCCGCCGGCCGCCGGCCGCCUGCCCCAGUCCCACUCCUGCUGCUCCACGUCUCCCACCUCCGUGUGUCUUAUCUGCCCGCAGGACUCGCUCAGCAGUAGCUUGAAAACUUGCUACAAGUAUCUGCAUCAGACCAGUCGCAGUUUCGCAGCAGUUAUCCAGGCGCUGGAUGAGGAAAUGCGCCAUGCGGUAUGCAUAUUUUAUCUGGUUCUCCGAGCUCUGGACACUCUGGAAGAUGACAUGACUAUCAGUGUAGAGAAAAAGGUCCCACUGUUACACAACUUUCACUCUUACCUGUAUGAACCCGACUGGCGGUUCAUGGAGAGCAAGGAGAAGGAUCGACAAGUGCUAGAGGACUUCCCAACGAUCUCCUUCGAGUUUAGAAAACUGGCUGUAAAAUACCAAACAGUGAUUGUUGACAUUUGCCGGAAAAUGGGAUUUGGGAUGGCGGAGUUUUUGAAUAAGCACGUGACAUCUCAACAGGAGUGGGACAAGUACUGCCACUAUGUUGCUGGACUGGUGGGAAUUGGCCUUUCUCGUCUGUUCUCGGCCUCAGAGUUAGAAGACCCCUUAGUUGGCGAAGACACAGCGUGUGCCAACUCUAUGGGCCUCUUCCUGCAGAAAACUAACAUCAUUCGUGAUUAUCUGGAAGACCAGCAAGAAGGAAGAGAAUUUUGGCCUCAAGAGGUUUGGAGCAAGUAUGUCAAGAAGUUGGGUGAUUUUGCUAAGCCAGAGAAUAUUGAUUUGGCUGUGCAGUGUCUGAAUGAACUUAUAACCAACGCACUACACCACAUCCCAGAUGUCAUCACCUACCUUUCCAGACUUAGAAACCAAAGUGUAUUUAACUUCUGCGCUAUUCCACAGGUAAUGGCCAUUGCUACUUUGGCUGCCUGUUACAAUAAUCAGCAAGUGUUCAAAGGGGUAGUGAAGAUUCGAAAAGGGCAAGCAGUAACCCUAAUGAUGAAUGCCACCAACAUGCCAGCUGUCAAGGCUAUAAUAUACCAGUAUAUGGAAGAGAUUUAUCAUAGAAUCCCCAACUCAGACUCAUCUUCUAGUAAAACAAGGCAGAUCAUCUCCACGAUCAGGACGCAGAAUCUUCCCAGCUGUCAGCUGAUCUCCCGAAGCCACUACUCCCCCAUUUACCUGUCCUUUGUCAUGCUCUUGGCUGCCCUGAGCUGGCAGUACCUGAGCACGCUGUCCCAGGUCACAGAGGACUACGUUCAGACUGGAGAACACUGAUUUGGAAUUGGUCUGGAAGCCGAAGUUCACCGUGAAACAGACUGACCUUUUUUUCAAGGAUGGACAUCGGCUGCUUCCCCUUUCCUUCCCCUCCUGCUUUAAUCCCAAAAGAACUCUGUGGGCUUGGACCUUGAGAAACUAACAUGCAGCUGAGAAGAUAAGAAGAGGAGAGGCUGCCUCCCCCUUGUUACCUGGUAUCUGUAGGCUGCCCGCACCUCUGUGCUUGGUGGCCGAUGGCACAGCACCCUCGGAGCUGCAGGUGGGAGCUGGCUGCACACGGGCCGCGAGAGCUCAGUGUGACUCCUGGCUAGGAUUACAAUUAAAUGUAUUUACUUGGAAGCAACCUUUGAAUACCUGGCCUAGUAGAAAAAUGAAUUUUCUGUUUGGUUCCUGUUUCUCUCUUCAUUUUGUUUUCUUCAGUUGACUUGAAUGUAGUAGCUGUGAAUGUUUAGGUAAUUUCCCCAUGUUUCCUAGGAAUGCAACUGUCUUCUGCACGUGAAGGCUAGGAAUUAGCUCCUGGGUGUUCUGGUUAUUAUUUCCUCCUUUAAAGAGAGUUUAGCUUUCAGAAAGAAAACAGCAGGCUUGUCUUGGCCCCGUUGUAGAAGAUUGGUCUCCAGUUAAGUCGGAUGUUUUUGAGAAGAGCUUUCUAAUAAUGAAUUGAAUUCCUCUGCAUUUGUCAAGAGCAGGUCACUUGAAAGCCUGGGUGGACAUGGCGGGUAACUCAGACAUGGAGUUAGUGCUUGAGGGACGGAUGGCCACCUGCUGCCACCACGAAGGCAGCCAGAGCAGCACCAAGAAGGGACACAGCUGUCUGGCCCUUGCAUGACUGCCUGUUCGAAAAUGAGCGAGUGGCAGCAUCGCCUCACCCGUGGUUCCAGCUUGUAGCCUUCCCUACGUUUGGCUAAUUCUCUUAGCUGCAUUCAGGGUUUUUAAUUCUGUGUUUGUUUUUUAAUUACCAGUUUAUACACUGAAGUCUCAAGAAGGGGAAAAGCUGUUUUCAGGUGAUGGGCUUGAAAGCCGAGUGGUACUCAGCCUAGUUCUUAGCGCUGUGGUUGGCCUUCCUCCCUACCCGCACAGCGGAGUUUUGUCAGGACUCUCACCCCCAGGGAGGCACAGAGGUCUCAGCUUGGACGAGGGGAGACAUGGCUCUGAAAAAGGCCCCCAGGCGAAGAAUCAUUGACGUAGGGCAUUCAAGUGCUUUCUAGAAGCCCUUGUUACUUUCAAUGUAUAUAGUAUACAGUCUGCUCUUUUGCUGCAGUCCUUUAUGGACAGCAAUUUAUUGAAUGUGACUGAUAUUUUUCCAGCAAUGUUGGACUUGCAUUGCUAUUCACAUACCCACCCCGAUUUUCCUCCUGGGACCGCCACCAUCUGACAUAGUCGCCUUGGUUUUGGUCCCUGGAGGCUUCAGUUCAUUGGCUCGUUGGAGCCUCAGUUUUGGACAAACUAAAGUGACUUGCCAUGUACAGCUUUGAGCCAGACUCAGUAAGUAGUUUGAGCAUCAAAAGUUGAGUUGAGAUUCUAAGGCAGGUUGUUAAAAAUUUGUGCGUUGAAAUCUUAGUUCUGUUGAAGUUCACACAGGACAAAGAACCUGGUGGACAGAGCCUUGGUCUGAGGUGGACAUCCUGGAAGCUUCUCCUCUGGCUCAGUCAUGACCCGUGGGACUUGCUGAUCUUCUGUGUGGUUUGGGUGACCUCUUGAGGUCCCUCCCAGCCACAAAGCGAUGCCAUUUUUACUAUCACUGACUUGUGCCAAGGUCUUUUGCCCACUCCUAAAUUCUUUGGACGACAGUUUACCUUUUGUUUCUCUACUGAAACUGCCAGGUAAGAUGCAGGCUAAAAGCCACUUAAACUUGGAUUUUAGAUAAACUAUUAUUUUAGUAUAGUUAUGUCCCAAAUAUAGCAGGGGACAUAUUUAUCUGAAAUUCAAAUCAAAUUGGGCAUCCUAUAUAUUUGCUAAAUUUGGCAACCCCACAAUUUAAUUAACCAAAUGUGUAGCAUCCCUGGCACAGUCUACUUGAUUUCUAUUUACAGUGGAAUAUUUUAAGUUUUCUGCAGAGUAGCUGAGGUGGUGAGGUAAUGAUCAGUGGGGUAAUUUGAGGUAAAAAGUAUUGAUAUUGAUCCCAAUAUCAAUCAUAAAAUUGUUUUGGUUUCUAACAGACUCCUUAAGCCAAGUGUGAACAUGCUCCACGAUUCAUUUGGUUACCUCAUUUUAGCACAACUCGGCUGGCGUCCUGGGCGAGGAUGGAGUUGCAGGUAGGGCCGUGGUGGAGAUGGGGAAAAGCGGUGUGGAAAUGGAAUUAUUCAACUCAGUUGGGGAGUGGGUAGAAUGUCAAUUCCGUUGAGGUUAUGAAUGUGUUCUAACUGAAAUGUUAAGAAUAAAGUGAUUACAAAUGUGUGGCUUUGGUAACCCUCGUUAAACAUUACAUAAGCGCUAGGAGUUUCACAGAUUUUUCCCACAGUGUUUACCGGGUGUUUUGAUAAGCGCUUACUUGAGGUAGCUUCUGAUCUUUCUGAAUCACAUUGGAAGUCAAACUUCGCAUCCUUUUGGGAAGAGCUAGUCCAACUCUGAGUUGGGGAAGGGAAAGAACAGGUAUUGACAGGCCUGCGGGAUGGGUCUGUGCUCAUUCGUCUCAUUUCCUCUGUUCCCUCAAGGACCUGGUAUACCUUGUUGUUUAUGAGUCUUAACUCCGACCACCCGAGGGAAUAGUUCCUAACUAGCAAUGUAAACUGAAGAGUCAUAGGGAGCUCUCAGAAUACCGCUCAAAGCUGCCUCCCCCCAUUCCAGCACCGGAGGGUAUCAGGGAAAGCUGGUCCUCCAUCAGGACACCUGGGUCAUGACCUCACCAAUACAUCAUGCCUGUGUGACUCCUGACAGGUUACUGCUGCGAUGUCAUUGGUAAAAAAAUUGAGUACAACUAUGUUCUUGGCUCUUUAUGCAGGGGCAGAGCUUAUCAAGGCAUGGGGCACAUUUCGGGGAUGCAUUUACAGAGACAUGCUGAUGAGAAUGACAGGGAACUAAGAAGGGAUAGAAGCCGUGGUUUGAAAGCAUGGCUGGGGCAGUGAGAAGCUAAAAUUAGGCAUUUUAUUGUGUUCCACACAGUUGAGGCUAGAUAGCUCUGGUUGGAGUUUCAAGGGCACCCAGAUCCAUGAGAACAUUACUUUCUGGGGGACAGAUAAGGACAGACAGCAGCUACAAGGCUACAGUGACAAAUGAUCUUUGAGAACCCACCAGAACAGACUUUACAUGGAAGGAGAAAUCUUUUAUUGGCACAGUCAUUCCUUUCCUUGUUCAAUUAUCGGGGAAGCAUGAUUUUUAAACAUUAAGAGCUGUUUAUCCAAAACUAGUGGUAGUAGAGGUCGGUAGGUUGGUCAAGUCACAACCACCCAGUUCUGUGUUCAGGUGACAGUCUGUAAAACUAGUACAGCUCUUCCAACUAUUAGACUCUCGUUCAUGUGAUCAGCUGAGGUGCAGAAAAAAUAAAACUUCUAUUAAAAAAGAAUCAUGCCAAGGACAAGACCAGAGGAGGUUAGCAACACCGCAAAGCUCAACAGAUGCAGGGGUCCUGGGAGAAUGUGGCUUUCUCCAAAGGGCUGCCCCCCUAUUUCUCUU
Molecule: messenger RNA, 5034 nt
Organism: Rhinolophus ferrumequinum (greater horseshoe bat)
Lineage: Eukaryota; Metazoa; Chordata; Mammalia; Chiroptera; Rhinolophidae
Gene: FDFT1
Product: farnesyl-diphosphate farnesyltransferase 1
Exons: 7
Coding region: 1-1425 (474 amino acids)
Biological process (GO): cholesterol biosynthetic process; farnesyl diphosphate metabolic process
Cellular component (GO): endoplasmic reticulum membrane
Molecular function (GO): squalene synthase [NAD(P)H] activity
Source: RefSeq, a predicted model, not a curated record